Molecule: messenger RNA, 835 nt
Organism: Mycena citricolor
Lineage: Eukaryota; Fungi; Basidiomycota; Agaricomycetes; Agaricales; Mycenaceae
Source: the annotation of a GenBank genome assembly
GCCAUUGGCACACCGCUCUCUCCCUCUAUCCUCAUGUCUAAGCAGUUUCAGUUCAAGCUCGUGCUUCUGGGCGAGUCUGCGGUCGGCAAAUCAAGGUCUCUUCCCAUCCACGCAGUCCCCACUACCGACGUUAAUUGCUCGUUCAGUCUUGUCCUUAGAUUCGUUAAGGACCAGUUUGAUGACUACCGAGAGAGUACGAUAGGAGCCGCGUUCCUCACCCAGACCGUCACCCUUGAAGACCAGACAACAGUCAAGUUCGAAAUCUGGGAUACGGCGGGUCAGGAGCGAUACAAGUCAUUGGCGCCCAUGUACUACCGCAAUGCCAAUUGCGCCGUUGUCCUAUACGAUAUAACGUCGUCCGCCACCUUGGAAAAGGCGCGGACGUGGAUCCGUGAGCUGCAGCGCCAAGCAGACCCCUCCAUCGUCAUCGCUCUAUGCGGCAACAAAUCGGACCUCGCCGCUCGUCGCCAGGUGACCGAGGAGGAAGCAAAGAAGUACGCCGAGGAGGAGGGUCUGAUGUGGGCAGAAACGAGUGCCAAGUCCGGUGAGGGCGUUGCGGAGAUCUUCACGGCCAUCGCCAAGAAGCUACCUUUGACUGCCCCUGCUCCUUCAUCGCGCGCAGGUGCUGGUCGUUCAGGUGGCCGAGCCGGCGUAGAUCUCAACAAGCAAGCCGCAUCGCAGCCCGGACAGGAAGCGUGCAAUUGCUAGAUUGACUUACCCGACAUCUCUCUACACUCUAUCUACCGCCCUGUUUGUAUCCUAUUCUCUUCCAUGAAUCUCUCUCUCCCGGACCUGGAAUACAGUAUUUUGUAUCGAGGACAUGUGACAUAAAGCC